Messenger RNA from Molossus molossus (Pallas's mastiff bat), 1605 nucleotides. It is a transcript of the gene TEX55, whose product is annotated as testis expressed 55. The coding region runs from base 1 to 1605 and encodes 534 amino acids. Gene Ontology annotation, cellular component: nucleus. Lineage: Eukaryota; Metazoa; Chordata; Mammalia; Chiroptera; Molossidae. The transcript has 5 exons. The record is from RefSeq and is a predicted model, not a curated record.
AUGGAAGAGCCUCCAGAAGAGGCUCCUGGGGAAUCCUUAGAACCUGAAAACACAGCGAAGUCCCCAAAUGACAACCACACAGAUCAACAGGAAGACAACUGGCAGAACCUGGACAAAGAGGAGGCAGAUAACCAGACUGAUCACAGAAAAGCUAAUGAAGCAGAUCAAAAGGUAUCUAGUCAGGCUGAACCCAGCAUAUUUGGCCAACCAGACCACAAAGUAUUCGAAUACAAUGGGCACAGAACAUUUGAUCAGUCUGACCUUGGAAUAUCCAACUAUGUUAAUGUUGCUGACCACAGAGGAGCAGAUCAGGUUGACCAAAGACUAUCUGAACACAUGGACAGCAACGCAUCUCCCCAAGCUGAUUCUGUAGAAUAUGAACAGACUGACAGUCAAAUAAUGUCUGGCCAGGCUGACCGAAGGGCUUCUGAGCAGACUGACCGCAGAUUGUCUGGCCAGGCUGACCGAAGGACUUCUGAGCAGACUGACCGCAGAACCUCUGGCCAGGCUGACCGAAGGACUUCUGAGCAGACUGACCGCAGAACGUCUGGCCAGGCUGACCGAAGGGCUUCUGAGCAGACUGACCGCAGAAUGUCUGGCCAGGCUGACCGAAGGACUUCUGAGCAGACUGACCGCAGAACCUCUGGCCAGGCUGACCGAAGGGUUUCUGAGCAGACUGACCGCAGAUUGUCUGGCCAGGCUGACCGAAGGACUUCUGAGCAGACUGACCGCAGAACGUCUGGCCAGGCUGACCGAAGGACUUCUGAGCAGACUGACCGCAGAUUGUCUGGCCAGGCUGACCGAAGGGCUUCUGAACAGACUGACCGCAGAAUGUCUGGCCAAAAUGAUCCCAGAACUCUUGAACAGAUUGAUCACAGAAAGUUUGGUCUGGUUGAACAAAAAACUUAUGAACAGGGUCAACAUAGAUUGUCUGACCAAAUGGCCUACAAUACAUCUGUAAUGACUCACCACAACGAACAUAACCAAAUUACUGAACUGGCUGAACACCAGGCUGCUCACCCUACAGUUGACAAGCCUGUCUACAGUGAAUCUGACCAGCUUGAUGAAGAAGAUGAUGACAUAGAUGACAACCAGUCUGACUAUGGAGACAGUGAUGAGUAUGAUGACAGAACAUUUACCAGCAAGGAGGACAAAGGGGACAGAGUACAAUCCUUCAUAUUUGAGACUAACCAAACAGACUUCAAUGAUUCCAGGGUUUCAUUUGUAACUGACUCUGAAAGUACCAACUCUCUACAAGCAAUCAACUCAUUGGAAGCCAAGUUCCUCAGUAAUUUCCAAGCAAAAGACUUUUCCCAAAGAUUCCCCAUCUCAACCAAAUUGGACUAUAUCACCUGUCAAGAAAAAAAUCAAGAUAUUUCAGAAUACCAAGACAAGAAGAACAACCAAACUUAUAAGAGGCAGUUCCCUUCUCUAGUGUAUCAAGAUCCUUAUCAAGUUUCACUGCAAUACAUGGAGAAGCACAACGUUCUGCAAAUAUUCCAGCAGAUCACUGAAAACUUAGUUUAUGAAAGGCCAGAGGACCCCCUGAAUUUUAUGCUAUGCCAGGUCUUACCCCACUCUUUGCCUUCCCUUUUUAUCUCUUAG